CGCUGCCGCAGCCUAGCCGCUUCCGUCUGAACUAGAGCUGGCGAGAGGCGCAGUGUCCCCCUGGGGUCGGCGUUGUCCUGAGGGCCGGUGCCUGCCCUGGAGCGCGGCCGGCUGCUCGUGCAGAAGUGCUUGGGGCUGGCCGCGCUGGGGCGCUCCCCGCGGUAGGGGCAUGGCGGCAGAGGAGUCGCAGUACCUGCUGGGUUACCCGGCUUCGGACGCUUACCAGAGAGUGCAAAACAAGAAGCUGUACCUGGCCACGUUUGCUGCUGUCUUAGGACCACUUAGCUUUGGCUUCGUGCUAGGCUAUAGCUCACCUGUUAUACCAGAGCUGAGGAAAAUCAAUGAUCCUACAUUAAGAUUAGACAGCAAUCAAGCGUCGUGGUUUGGGUCUGUAGUAACAUUAGGAGCUGCUGCUGGAGGAAUACUGGGAGGCUAUCUUGUGGAUAAAGUUGGGAGAAAGCUGAGUCUAAUGCUGUGCUCAAUACCAUAUGUCUCUGGAUAUGUAGUUAUCAUUUCAGCUCAGAAUGUCUGGAUGCUUUAUUUUGGACGAAUACUGACUGGCUUAGCCAGUGGAAUUACUUCACUUGUUGUUCCGGUGUAUAUAUCUGAAAUAUCUCAUACAAAAGUCCGUGGUAUGCUUGGCUCUUGUGUUCAGCUGAUGGUGGUAACUGGCAUACUUGGAGCCUACAUUGCAGGAAUAACACUAAAAUGGCACUGGCUGGCAGUGUUGUGUUCUUUUCCACCCUGCAUAAUGCUUUUGUUGAUGUCCUUCAUGCCUGAAACACCAAGAUUUCUGCUGAAUCAAAACAAACAUGCAGAAGCCAUAGCUUCUUUACAGUUUCUGCGGGGACCAUAUGUGGACCAUGAAUGGGAAUGCAGGCAGAUCAAAGCUAAUGUUGAGGAGGAGGGACUAAAUCUCUCUGAAUUUAAGAAUCCUUCCAUCUACAGGCCACUUCUUAUUGGUGUGGCUCUGAUGUUCCUUCAGCAAGUAACAGGCAUUAAUGCAGUUAUGUUUUAUGCAGAAAUUAUCUUUGAAGAUGCAAACUUCAAGAACAGCAGAAUGGCUUCUGUUGUUGUGGGUGCCGUACAAGUAUGUUUCACUGCUGUGGCUGCACUUAUCAUAGAUAAAACUGGACGGAAAGUGCUGCUUUACAUAUCUGGGAUCAUCAUGGCUGUCAGUACUGCAUUGUUUGGGCUUUACUUUAAAAUGGUCCUUCAACAUGGGAACAACUCAUCAAAUGCUGAUCUGUGUUUCACUCUAAAUACAGUAUCCCCAGGAACAGAAAACAGCCUAUCCUGGCUUGCAGUAGUAAGCCUAGGGCUCUUUGUUGCUGGUUUUGCCCUUGGCUGGGGUCCUGUUCCAUGGCUGGUGAUGUCUGAAAUUUUCCCACUUAAAGCUAGGGGCAUAUCUAGUGGUGUCUGUGUGUUAACAAACUGGGUUAUGGCGUUCUUGGUAACUAAGGAAUUUCAUGAUUUGAUAGCUUUAAUGUCCUAUGGCACAUUCUGGCUCUUCUCUGCCUUCUGCUGCCUCAGUGUGACUUUUACAGCCUUUUAUGUACCUGAAACAAAAGGACAGACCCUGGAACAGAUUGAAGCCCACUUCAGAAGAUCUUAAGUCGGAGCCUGUUACUGAUAUGAAACCUUUAUAUCAUGAAUUAUGGUGCUGUUGCUAAAACUGACUCUCACUUGGCAGAUAGUUACACAGCUUCCUAGCAAAUUGUUUUAAUGAAUUUUUGUAAAAUGUUUUUCCCUUCUCCCCCCACUUGCAACUUGAUUAUCUCUGUAUGUUCACUGUAGCAUAUCUUCCUUGUAAAAGUCUUAAACAUACUCCUUCUUAAAUUGCCAUGUUUUUUUGUUUGUUUUCCCCUACCUUGUGCAGACUGUAAUGGACAAGAAACCAUGUUUAAUGUAUUGGCUGGUAUCUUUUUUUCUAAUAGGUAAAUCGAGAUCUAAUUUUAUAAAUAAUAAUAAAAACAAUUCCUUGUUCUUCUGUACCUUUUCCUGAUGGCAUAUGGAGAAACUAGUGAUAGAGCCUGGAUAACGUUAAUUUCAGACUGUGACUUUUCUUUUAUGUGUGUUACUACUUCAGUAUCUGGGAUACCUGACCAAGGAAGUAAGUCUAGAUCCCAAACGGAGAUGAAGGUUUGGCUGUAGUGGGUGGUAGUGUUAGGGUGGCAUUAUCUGUCCUAGUGCUGUCAGGUUGGCUAGAAAUGCAUUUAAAUCACAAGAUGGGUUGUAACUCUCAGCAGAAUGUUUUUUGGAGUCUCCUUUUCAAAAGGAAUCAAUAGAUCUUGUAGACUGAGACGAUAUACCUAUAUAUAGCCAGAAAAAUGGAGGAAAUCUGUCUUUUGUAGCCUUAAGUUAAGGGGUAAAGAUCUAUAACUGAAGAUUCCCGAAAGACUUAAUGGCCCAGAAACACAAACCAACGCUGAAUUAUAGCUCUUGUCCAAGAUGGGUAAUGCUUAAGAUACAAGCACCAAUCUCAGCAGCUGUGACAAGCACUUGAAUGAAUGACAUGUCUGAAAUGCUUUGUACAGAACUCAACUAGAAGUAGUAAUCCAGCACUGUUGGCAGCCAUACUACCUCUUUUCUUUUUAAUUUCUCUUGAUUGAUGAACCAAAUUUAGAGAAGCCAUUAGUCCUGCAAAUGUGAAAGAAAGAAUCGAUGUAAAGUUUAUUACAUAUGAAGGAAUAAAUCUUCUCUUCCUCCUUCACAAAAACAAUAAAUUGCAAUAAAUUAAAACAGUUCCAGCUGUGAUAGGAAUGUUUCUAUUUGGAUGCUACAUCUAAAACACAAACCAUACGCACUAUCACAUGACAUUAAAAACAAUGAUAAUACAUACUUAAGACAACUGGUAUUAAAGAGGUUUUGAUCACAAACUCAGCAAUAUCAGUCAUUAAAUUACAAAAACAGUCUGCCAACAUUCAAAGACUGUUAAAAUUGACACUGCAGGUUGAUAAUACUGUCUGCAUAAACCUUCAGAGACAUUUUCCAUCCAAUCGGAUAUAUAUCUAGUAGAGCUAUAAAUACACACACAAAAAUAACCUCUUAUUUUUUCUCCUGAAAUUAUAGGCUAAUAUGGUUUCAGUAGCAAACAGGGUGUCAGUCAGUUGCAGGUCAGCAACAACAAAGUGAAGCAGCUAGGCAUUAAACAGCCUGGUGAAGUGGCUGUGCUCAACUGUAAUAAUGCACAUACUUUCUACCCUGCAUGCUAGUACAGAUGUUUACUGUCUAUUGGCAUAAGAGCUUCCUUGUAUUAUUAUUAUUAUUUAGUUCUCUGGGUAUAAUUUAUUUCUCCACAAAUUCAGACUAUGCCUAAGUAUCUGAGAAAAC
Molecule: messenger RNA, 3333 nt
Organism: Cygnus olor (mute swan)
Lineage: Eukaryota; Metazoa; Chordata; Aves; Anseriformes; Anatidae
Gene: SLC2A8
Product: solute carrier family 2 member 8
Exons: 10
Coding region: 170-1615 (481 amino acids)
Biological process (GO): transmembrane transport
Cellular component (GO): membrane
Molecular function (GO): transmembrane transporter activity
Source: RefSeq, a predicted model, not a curated record